AUGAAUGUAUGUGGGAUUAAUGAAGUUUACAGUAUUUUAGAAGAACCUUCCCAAGACCACUUGGAAAUUUGUGAAAGUACCACUGAUGAAAUCCCUCUUAACGAAGAAACUAAAGUAAAUGAAAGCACUGAAAAGCAUUGUGCAGUUUGGAAUGCUAGAGCUACUUCGAUAUUAUUAAAACUGUAUGAAGAAAAACUAGAGAUGAUAGAAACACCUAAAAAGAAAACAAGAAUAUGGAUAGCAAUAGCAGAAAGCUUAAGAGAUUAUAACAUAGAAAUGACACCUGACCAGAUAAGAUGGAAAAUAAAUGCAUUAACAAAGAAAUAUAAACAAUGUUUGGACACUGGACAACAUGAAAGAUUCAAGUACUUUAAAGCAAUGGAUAAUAUAUAUUUGCAAUAUAAUAUAGAUGGUGACCCUAACACAGCCACAGAAAUUUUCCAAAAGAAAAAAGAUCCUCACAGAUCAAAUAAAUUGGCACAUCAGUUUGGCCAUGAAGCAAGGGCCAUGAUUAAAAUGAGAAAAAUUAGAUUGGCAAAUAGAAUAGAAUCUGACAGAUUUCAAGGUAAAAUACAAUUGGAAAAACAAUGGCUAGAAUACCUUAGGAAGCAAGAAGAACAAAAGCAAUGGAGAGAUGACAUUUAUGAAAGGAAUUUAAGAUUGCGGGAGGAGGAGUUAGAAUUGAGGAAGAGGGAAUUGGAAAUUAAAGAAACAUUAGAACACAAAAAAAUCCAGCUUAUGGAGAGAGAACUUGAUGAUGUGUUGCAGAUUGAAAGAAAAAAAUGUAAACUACUUCAAGAAAUGGUUACCAAGAGAUGA
Arctia plantaginis is the source of this 819-nucleotide messenger RNA. NCBI's taxonomy places the organism in Eukaryota, Metazoa, Arthropoda, Insecta, Lepidoptera, Erebidae. The record is from the annotation of a GenBank genome assembly.